AUGGCCCGUCUCAGCGCCGCAAAUAAAUCCUCACCACCAGAGACCCCUAAGUCGACAAGAUCAAACCGUCUCACCAAGAUCUUCAAUAUCCCACGUCUGGCCAGUUUGGGCAAUCUGAACAUCCCGACUUCAGCGUCACGUGCGAGCUCUGGGAAAAAUACGCCGUGCCCGAGGAUGGGUGCGGGGAGUUUGAAGCCUGGGUUCGAUAAGGAUGGCGAAGAUGGUGGCAGCGGGAGUUUGAGGAUGGCAAGUGGAUUUUCUGCUGUCACGACUUUAGCGUCGGCUUCGAAUUCGCCGGGAGGAAUGGAGGGAUGUAAAUAUGAGGGAGAGCGGGAGAGUAUGCGUUGGCUGGAUAUCGGGAUGUCUAGUUCUGGUGUCUUAAAUGCGGGUGCUGGGCCUGAACUUAAGGUCCAGGCCACGGAGCAAGAGUUAGCUAAUAAGGAUGUCAAUACGGAACAUCAGGACGACACGAGCACGGGUAUCACAGCAGUUUACCACAGCGAAUACCCGAUCCUCAAUUUCGGCAACUGUGGAAAUGAAGAGUCCUCGCUACACAAAAACACAAUCCUCGACACCGCGUUCCCCAAACCCCCGGCAACCACCUCUUCUCGCCGCGCCGUCAGCAUCCCCAUCACUCCAACCGGAACAAUAACCCUAGGUGCACCUAGCCAACUAGGAUCUCCGACGGGCAUGCAGAUGCAGCGACUUCCGACGAUUGAGGGGUUAAGGGAAUAUGUUUUUAAAAAGGUUACGCAAGCUAUGGAGAGGCAUGUUGAAGGAUUCCAUGGUGGAGACGGUGGGAGGGGGGAGAAAGACAAACCGGCAACAGUCUGGACCGUCGCUCUAACCACGCCCCAUCCACAAACCAUCGCGAUCGGCCCCUACACCAUCGUUAAGCCCGACUUUGUCGUCAGCGUCACUAUUGUCCUCUACAGCACUCUGCUCUUUAUCACAGCCCUCGACGGACCAAAAUGCUUGCUUCUCAUGCUAUGGCGUUUCGCUGUUGUACUGGCCGGGUAUGCAGCAGUUGCGCAUAAAUUCGGCUGGGAUGAGGUUGAGGGAGGGGAUUUUUUGCUUGAGCCGGCUGGAUACCUCGUCGCGGUUCUGGGGCAGAUGGCUGUUGUUGGUGCGGGAAGGGUUGGAGGUUGGUUGGGGUCAGUUGCGAAGGCCGGGGUUGAUGGGUUUGGCGAAGGUUAUGAUGGUGAGAGCGAGAGGGAGAGGAAGAAGAAGACAGAGGAACGGGUAUGAUUUCAAUGGCGGUGUGGUGGGCGUCGUGGUAAAGCUUUAAUCGUUUGGGAGAAGUCAGACUCUCCUGGCUGGAGACUUGGCUCUAGCCUCGUCAUUAGGCGCUGUUUUACCUGGCUGACGGCUUGUGCGGCGGAACUGGA
This is a messenger RNA of Lindgomyces ingoldianus, 1388 nucleotides long. RefSeq lists its product as uncharacterized. Lineage: Eukaryota; Fungi; Ascomycota; Dothideomycetes; Pleosporales; Lindgomycetaceae. The record is from RefSeq and is a predicted model, not a curated record. Bases 1 to 1248 code for a protein of 415 amino acids. The transcript is spliced from 4 exons.